Messenger RNA from Xenia sp. Carnegie-2017, 767 nucleotides. RefSeq lists its product as uncharacterized. Bases 82 to 633 code for a protein of 183 amino acids. The transcript has 2 exons. The record is from RefSeq and is a predicted model, not a curated record. NCBI's taxonomy places the organism in Eukaryota, Metazoa, Cnidaria, Anthozoa, Malacalcyonacea, Xeniidae.
AUGAUCGACUAAAGAUUUAUUUUUUCAAAGGAAAGCACGCAAAAAGAAAGCGGAUCGUCUUUCGAUGAUCUGGCUAAUCUUAUGCAAACAGAGCAAUGGCCUUCUGUCGAAAAAAAUGACAUGUUAAAUACAAGAGCUUUGCAUGAGACCAAAGAAGUCACCUUGCACCGUGAUUUGGUAAAGCAAAGUAUACUAGCCAAAAGUCAAGCGACAAAAACAAGAAGCUGUGUGAUUGCCGAAAAAACUGGAGAGAACGGUGAUGUAUUCUUUAACUCUUUGGACUCACAAGCUUUUCUCGACGAAUCAGCGUGGCAGUGGUCACAGGAUGACGACCAAAAGGGACCUUGUUCAUCUGACAUUAAAUGUUUUGCAGCUCAGAUAGUAAAUCCUCCUGAAACUAACAUUUCAAUGGAGAAUUUGGAAAACAAAACUGGUAGCCAAAACUCCCGUAAACAAUACGCAUUUCAGGACUCCAGAAAUUCACAAUUUAUUGCUUGCGGUGAAAGGUGGAACUUUGGAUCCGAUCAUCAAUACAGUGUAAUGAUUCCAGGAAAGUUUACUUCCUCUGAAACUUCAAUACGUAAUGAAAAUUAUGACGAUACUGACUUUGAGACCCUAGCUCAUGUAUUCUAGAAACUGAGCACUUCCAGGUAUUUUAAAAAAUUAUCUUUUCAUGCCGAAGUAUUGUUCUUUUUUAGCGCAACAAUCCUAAAAUAUGAUAAAAACCUCAUAAAUAGAACAGCAAAUACAAUAUUUCUAAUGAUUCA